AUGCCACUUACCUCUGAGCUAACAAAACAUGUCUGCAACCAUCUUGGACUUUAUGACCCCCCUCCUGCUGAAAAAGUCUUGGAGAACCUCUCAGCACUGAGAUCAAUGGCCAACCCAAAUUCAGAUUUUCAGUUUAAAACCAAGCUGCACAGUAUCUAUAAAUUCAUGCAGGACAACAAGACAAACUUCAGAGAUUUAUUGGGCACAAAUGGCAUUCCCUGGAUCUGGAAUAAAAGUGAGUUUGUCUGUCCAGAAGAUAUAGUUUUAACCUAUCCACCUGAACUGGAUCUAAGCCCUUACGUAAAGAAAGUGCCUGAAGAGUUUUUGCAGUAUGAAAGCCUGCUAACACAAUUUGGUGUAAGGAAAACAAUGUCUGAUGAGGAAAUUGAAGAUAUACUUCAUGACAUAAAACAUAGAAUUGACUACAGGCGUCCUCCUCAUGGAGACUCAACAGAACUUAAAGUGUCCAUUGCCAUUCUUGAUUGGAUGCGAAGGAAUGAGAAACAUUUAAAAGACAGCACACCUGUGCCUGUCAUGGCAGAAAACCAAAACUUUAAUCUGCAUUCCUUAUCUAAAACAGUCUUCUGUGACAUCAGUGCUGAAGGACUAGAAGACCUGAAACAGGACAAUGAAGAAUUCUAUGUCAUUCAUGUAGAAGUUCUACCCAUCACUGCAAGAUGGUUGAAAGUCCCAUCUUGA
This is a messenger RNA of Puntigrus tetrazona (Sumatra barb), 699 nucleotides long. RefSeq names its product sacsin-like. Lineage: Eukaryota; Metazoa; Chordata; Actinopteri; Cypriniformes; Cyprinidae. The transcript has a single exon. Gene Ontology annotation, molecular function: Hsp70 protein binding. The coding region runs from base 1 to 699 and encodes 232 amino acids. The record is from RefSeq and is a predicted model, not a curated record.